AUGGCCAAGUUGCGAAAGCAAGGUCAACGAAGACACGCACUCAUUCACGAGCUCUUCCUUCUCCAACAAGGAGGUCCUCUUCUCCUGCCAGUUAGGGCCACCAAAGAAACUAUCCUUGGGCGGUUCUCAAUCCGUGGCAUCCGCCUGGGGCUCAAGUCCUUUGUUCCUCAGGUCCAGACAACGGCGGAACACUCGUUUUCGGCCUCACAAAGGGCAAGAAAGUCAGCAUCAACUCAACAGGGUGGACUUGCUGUGAUUUGUGUAGGUCGUGACUGCUAUGGCCACUGCAGUGCCUUAGCGGCAUGGCGCCAACAGGCAGCCAACUGGGGUUGCAAUUAUAUAGUGGAGGCCCAAGAAGGCUGUCAGGGUAUCCAUCAAAAUGGUGAUAAGAGCGGUUCCAGGAGCUAUGGGGGGGCAGAUUCAAACAGUGAAAACUUUAGUCCCAUCGGCUGCUUGAGAAGAGGACACGCCAGCAGAGCUGUGCAAUACCAUCUGCUGAUUCUCAUAAAGUAUGGGUUAUUGGGAAAUUUGCUGUUACAAAAAGCUUAA
This is a messenger RNA of Protopolystoma xenopodis, 549 nucleotides long. NCBI's taxonomy places the organism in Eukaryota, Metazoa, Platyhelminthes, Monogenea, Polystomatidea, Polystomatidae. The record is from the annotation of a GenBank genome assembly.